Molecule: messenger RNA, 363 nt
Organism: Metarhizium robertsii ARSEF 23
Lineage: Eukaryota; Fungi; Ascomycota; Sordariomycetes; Hypocreales; Clavicipitaceae
Exons: 1
Coding region: 1-363 (120 amino acids)
Source: RefSeq, a predicted model, not a curated record
AUGGCGCCCGACGGAUACGUUUCCGACGCGGACUACAGCUCGUCUGCUGCCAGUGAUAGAUCAUCGGCUCCCCCAUCCGGCCAACACGACGAUAGACACACGUCUAGCAGCCCAGAGUCCGCUGGCAAGGGGCCUAGCGCAGGGAAGACGCAUAAAAUCACCCAGGGAGCCGCAGCCUCCUCCAAAACCGCCCAGACUAGCCAAGAGGAGGGUGAGACUUUCAAGGCAAAGAGUACUGCCACCAAAAAUAACAGCGCCAACGGCGACCAAAAGCAACACAAAAAGAAGCGCGUGGAAACGUACAGCUCUUACCUAUACAAAGGCGCGCUAUCAAUCGUACCCCAGGUUUUAAACUUCCUCUGA